Umbelopsis ramanniana AG is the source of this 640-nucleotide messenger RNA. RefSeq lists its product as uncharacterized. Gene Ontology annotation, cellular component: cytosolic small ribosomal subunit; ribosome. Gene Ontology annotation, molecular function: RNA binding; structural constituent of ribosome. The transcript has 4 exons. The coding region runs from base 35 to 457 and encodes 140 amino acids. Gene Ontology annotation, biological process: maturation of SSU-rRNA from tricistronic rRNA transcript (SSU-rRNA, 5.8S rRNA, LSU-rRNA); translation. The record is from RefSeq and is a predicted model, not a curated record. Lineage: Eukaryota; Fungi; Mucoromycota; Umbelopsidomycetes; Umbelopsidales; Umbelopsidaceae.
UCCAUCCCUUCUCACCACAUCGCUUCAUCUAGUCAUGGAAUCAGUCCAGUGCUUUGGCCGCAAGAAAACCGCCACCGCCGUCGCUCACUGCAAGCGCGGAAAGGGUCUCAUUCGUGUCAAUGGUUCCCCUGUCGAGCUCCUUGAACCCGAGAUCAUGAAGUUCAAGGUCUACGAAGUUGUCCUUCUCCUCGGCCAAGAACGUUUCGCCAACAUUGAUAUUCGCAUCCGUGUCAACGGUGGUGGUCACGUCUCCCAGAUCUACGCCAUCCGUCAGGCUCUUGCUAAGGCUGUUGUCGCUUUCAACCAAAAGUUUGUCGAUGAGGCUUCCAAGAAGGAGAUCAAGGAAAUCCUUGUUCAAUUCGACCGUACCCUUCUCGUCGCUGACCCCCGUCGCUGCGAACCCAAGAAGUUCGGAGGUCCCGGUGCCCGUGCUCGCUACCAAAAGUCUUACCGUUAAAGCAAGAAAGUGUAUGCACUUUCUUUCUUGUUUUACGUUAUCCAUUCUGUUUGCAUAUCAUUAAAAGACAAUGCUAUUUUUGCUUGAGCCUUUGGUAUUCUAGUGUUAUGUGUUAAACGAGUUCGUGUAUGUAAAGGCUUAUAUUGGAAGGCGGAUAUUUCUACGAGGUUAAAUUAUGUCUGC